AUGGAUGCACAAUACCCCUUUGCGUCUCGGGAAGAUAUCUGGCGCGUGUUCGAGGAAGUCAAGGGCUUGUACUCGACCCAGCUCGAACACAGCGAGCGGAUUACGAGGCUGGAACGUCGCAGGGAGGAUGAUAUGAGGCUGAAGAGUGUCUGGGGUCCGUUAUCACAGUUUCCUAGUGCAAUAGGCGGAUCUUUGACAGAGCCAUCUUAUACCCCCACCGUGGAUGCCUUUAAAGGAUUCGACCAAGGGCACCAUCACGGCGGCAUAAUGGGUAACAUGGGUUUAGAGAAUGAAGAGGAGCCCAGGCGUGGCGCGUCGAGAGCAAACAGCGUCCGCUUCGACGAAAGCGCAAUACAUGGAUACUAUGACCAGGUCAACCGCUCAACAAGUGAGCUACCUCUGCGCACAGGUAGCGGCAUGAGCAGCCACCCGCUCACCGAGCGAUCCCUCUCUCAUCGGUCUGAUGGCCGCCAGAGCUCAUCUGGACACUCGCAUCAUUCAGCUCGAACUAGCAGCAUAGGCACCGAUGCCGCGCGACUGGUUGGUUCUGGUGGCGGAUCUCCCGCGAGCUCUAUAAUGCCUCCUCCAGGAUUGUUUCUGCUUGGCCCGGUGCCAUGCAUCAUACGAUGCUGGCUGACAUCUACGUUCUCAAAUGACUCUUUGCUUUACGCUGCUAUCUGCUCUGGCUCGUAUACAUCGUUUCUCGGUUCUGGGCUGGUUGAAAAACUCGGGUUUGAAGAUCAGGUCACGGUCGAAAACGGGUUUCGCGUUGUUAAGCUGCCUCUUUACCUCCCAGAAGCCAGUAUACACCAGACGUCUUCUCGCACCGGUAGCCCGACGCCUCAGUUGCCCACCGUGACUAUUCGAUUUACCGUACGGGGCACAGACCCGGAUGACAAGAGCAUUCAAAUUGUCAUUGGAAGCGACGUCCUCCGCACCCAGAACGCCGACAUCCUCUUUUCGCAAGACAAGAUAAUCAUGGCAGAUGACGACCGGAAUAAGGUUUCCGUUCCUCUCGUUCGGCCUGAAAACGACUGUGUGUUCAAGUCCUUGUCUACGGGAUCAGAUAACCCCAUGGAAGGCUUUCCCAACACGGGUGAAUUUGAUUCUGGAGAUACGUCCAGCAAACGCGGACUGGGCGUUAUCCAGCCACUCGAUUCGCAGCCUCACGAGGCCACCUCUGUAGAAAUAGAACAGCAUGGUGCUGAACCCAGCCAGCACCGGCUCAGUUCAGCAGGUGACGGGCACUCUGAACCCGACAUACAAGCGUCAAAAGAACAACCACAAGCCUCAACCGAUCACAGUUCUCAUAAUAAUCACUCACACACAACAACAAAAGUAGAAAAUGGGGGUGUAUGGGGAACCUGGCGGCGAGAAACACGAGCAGACGGAAGCGCAGUCGGCAUGGCCAAAGCAUCGCGGGGUCGCGCAAUGAAGGUUCUACGCCCGUCCAAGUCGUCUUCACGAGGGCCGUCGUUGUCGUCGUCGUCUGCUGCCGUGCCUGCAUCUGACACUGCUGCUGCUGCUAUCCCUACCUCAUCCCCAGGGACAGAAACCGCGGCGAUAACUUCAUCGGCAACCAGUGGCGGACCUGAUCUCGUGCAUCCAACACCGAGCCGGAGCACCAGUUUCAAAUCAGGCGAUGGGCCCUGGCCAAGCAAGAACCGAGGAGUCAGCAAUCCUAUCGGCGGAGCGUCGGCAUUUGGCUGGCUCAACCCACCAUCCUAG
Talaromyces rugulosus is the source of this 1728-nucleotide messenger RNA. RefSeq lists its product as uncharacterized. The transcript has 2 exons. The record is from RefSeq and is a predicted model, not a curated record. Lineage: Eukaryota; Fungi; Ascomycota; Eurotiomycetes; Eurotiales; Trichocomaceae. Bases 1 to 1728 code for a protein of 575 amino acids.